AUGCCGUUAUCCGAACGCGCACACUUUGGCCAGCACAAGACUGCUAAGGCACAGUUUGAUGCUGUAAUCGCUCGUUACUCCUCCCCUGCCACUGCUGCUCUAGGCCGACUCAUACUGCCCUACCUCUUUCCCGAGCUGUCUGACUUUUCCACAGUCGACGACCUCAUCACCCACCUUCGCACUAGCGACACUUGCUACCGUGCCGCGCUUAAAGCCGAGUUUCUAGACAAGAACCCACCCCCCACGUACAUCACUCUCUACUUCAUCGCCACCCGCCUCCCUAACUCUCUUCGCGCUGUGAGGGACCACUUUCUCGCCCUUGACCCCACAGACCUCACUGUCGACCUGCUCGAGAAGCAACUCCUUGCAGCUGAGACUAGCAUAGUCGCUGUAGGUGCUGCUCGUGGCACUCCUCGCACUCCCCUCUUUGAGGGGUGUUCCCCCUCCCCCCUUGCCCCCUCUGUCGCUUCUGCUGCUGCUGUUGACUUCCUUCGUGCUGAGGAAGUCAGGGCUGCUUCUGCUCCUAGUGGGAAGCGCCGCAGCGGCAAGGGCAAGGGAGGCAAGGGUGGUGGGGGUGGCGGCAGUGGAGGAGGUGGUGGAGGCGGUGGAGGCGGUGGUGGAGGCGGUGGAGGUGGUGGUGGUGGCGGUAGUGGUGGUGGGAGUGGUGGUGGGGGUGGAGGCGUCGGUGGCGGCGGUGGUGGUAGCGGUGGGAGUGGUGGCGGCGGUGGUGGCAGUAGUGGGAGUGGUGGCGGCAGCAGUGGUUGUUGGUGUAAGGGCCUAAUAAACUCAAGCUAUUAG
Molecule: messenger RNA, 798 nt
Organism: Closterium sp. Yama58-4
Lineage: Eukaryota; Viridiplantae; Streptophyta; Zygnematophyceae; Desmidiales; Closteriaceae
Source: the annotation of a GenBank genome assembly